AUGUUGCUCCUGAGGUUCGGUGGUCGAAGGACAUUGGUGCAAUGCAGUCGUCUGCCCGGCAGCAGCAUCGGCAACAAUCGUCUUCUUCAUACAUUCCCGUUGUCAUCGACGUACCGCCGGCCUUCACUCAGGCGAGUUGCCAUUCCCACCACCACCUCGAACAUCGCCAACGGCCUCCUGCGCCCAUGCCCUGGACAUGUGGCCCUCUACGCAUCUGAGAGUGAUGGCAAACCGCCCAGCACGGCAAGCAAGAUCGCAGCGAAGCUCCCGACGCUCCCGAAGAACAUUCAUGAAGACAUCCGAACCCUGCCGAACCUGCUGACGCUCUCUCGUCUCGUCGCCGCGCCCUUCGUCGGCUACUUUAUCCUCCACGACCAACACGCCUGGGCGCUAGGCCUGUUCGCAUAUGCAGGAGUGACGGACCUGCUGGACGGCUGGAUCGCGCGGCGGUGGAAGCAGCAAACGGUCGUCGGUACCGUUAUCGAUCCCAUGGCCGACAAGAUGCUCAUGACCAUCUUGACGGUGUGUCUGGCUGCGCAGGGGUCGCUUCCGGUGUGGCUCGCGACCAUCAUCCUCGGCCGCGACGUCGGCCUCGCCAUGUCCGCCAUUUACUACCGCUGGAUUUCCCUGCCGCCUCCCAAAACCUUUGCACGAUACUGGGACUUUUCACUGCCCUCAGCCGAGGUCCGUCCUACAACGAUAAGCAAGUACAACACGUUCCUCCAGCUCGUCCUCAUCGGCAUGACGACUGCCGCCCCUGUUUUCAGCUAUGAUAUCUCGACGCCGUUGACCAUCAUGCAGUACAUCGUAGCUACCACAACUGUCUGGAGCGGCGCGAGCUACAUCUACACCAAAGACGCGGUCAAGAUCUUGACCUCGCCCAAGACACCGCCCACCAAGGGUUGA
Messenger RNA from Colletotrichum higginsianum IMI 349063, 906 nucleotides. Its product is annotated as CDP-alcohol phosphatidyltransferase. Gene Ontology annotation, biological process: cardiolipin biosynthetic process. The transcript is spliced from 4 exons. Gene Ontology annotation, cellular component: mitochondrion; membrane. Gene Ontology annotation, molecular function: cardiolipin synthase activity. Lineage: Eukaryota; Fungi; Ascomycota; Sordariomycetes; Glomerellales; Glomerellaceae. The record is from RefSeq and is a predicted model, not a curated record. Bases 1 to 906 code for a protein of 301 amino acids.